Messenger RNA from Linum trigynum, 2898 nucleotides. The record is from the annotation of a GenBank genome assembly. NCBI's taxonomy places the organism in Eukaryota, Viridiplantae, Streptophyta, Magnoliopsida, Malpighiales, Linaceae.
AUGGCGGAAAGUGGGAAUGUGAGCCGGCUGAGAGUUGGGUUGGUGUUGAUUCUGUGUUUCCUGAAAUGGGUUCACGCCGUUACGGAUCCUAACGACUUCGAAGUGUUGAUGGAUUUCAAGAAGGGGCUGGAAAACCCAGAGCUCCUCCGGUGGCCGGAGGAAGGCGACGAUGACCCGUGUGGCCCGCCUCUGUGGCCCCACGUGUUCUGUUCCGACGGGAGGGUGACCCAGAUUCAGGUCCAGAACAUGAGCCUCGCCGGUUCUCUGCCGGAGAAUUUCAACCAGCUCACCAAGCUCUACAACUUGGGCCUCCAGAAGAACAAUUUCACCGGCAAGCUGCCUACUUUCAGUGGUUUAUCCGAAUUGCAAUACGCCUUCUUGGAUUUCAACCAUUUCGACACGAUCCCUUCUGAUUUCUUCGACGGGUUAACCAGCAUUCGAGUUCUUUCGUUGGAUUAUAACCCUUUGAACCACACCGCCGGAUGGUCUUUCCCGGCUGCCUUGGAAGGUUCCAGUCAGUUGACCAAUCUGUCCAUUUCCAGCUGCAACUUGGUCGGUCCGUUGCCUGAUUUUCUAGGCAAAUUGCCGCUUCUGAACUCUCUGAGGCUUUCUUACAACCAGUUGGUAGGUGAAAUCCCUGCGAAUUUCGGUCAGUCCUCGAUGACGGUUCUGUGGCUGAAUAACCAGGAGGGAGGGGGGUUGAGUGGUACAUUGGAUGUUGUUGGUGAAAUGACUUCAUUAACAGAACUCUGGCUUCAGGGGAAUUCUUUCACUGGGAUUAUUCCUGAUAGUAUUGGAGGUCUUGUAUUGUUGAAAAAGCUCAAUCUCAAUGGAAACAAGCUAGCUGGUGUGAUUCCUCAAGGAUUGGCUGAUCUUGAGCUUGAUGACUUGGACUUGAACAACAAUCACUUCAUGGGUCCAAUCCCAAAGUUCAAGGCAAGCAAGGUCAGUUAUGCUUCCAAUUCAUUUUGUCAAUCUAAACCAGGGCUCUCAUGUGCUGAGCAAGUCAAUGUACUGUUAGAUUUUGUUGCUGAUUUGAAUUAUCCUGUGAGUAUUGCUUCUGAAUGGUCUGGCAAUGAUCCAUGUGGAGUGCCAUGGCCCGGAUUGAACUGCGAUGCUAACUCGAAAGUCUCUGUGAUCAACUUGCCUAGACGGAAUCUAACCGGUACACUCAGCCCUUCUCUAGCUAAGCUUACUUCAUUGCUUCAUGUCAAUCUACAAGGAAACAAUAUAACCGGUUCGAUUCCUGAAAAUUUCACUAGUUUGGAGGCCUUAAGAGUGCUGGAUGUUAGUGGCAACAAUCUAAGCCCUCCGUUGCCCAAAUUCCAUGAUGGUGUUAAGCUUGUCAUUGAUGGAAACCCUCUUCUGGUCAAUCAAGGUCACCCUCUUUCACCCCCUAGUGGUACUCCACUUCCUCCAAGUUCACAAACCACUCCAUCUGGGAGGAAGCCAAUUAUAAGCUCACCACCAUCGUCUUCUAGUGUGCCAACUUCAGCCAACUCAACUGUCCGUGCGAAGGAAAGAUCUAAAGGCAACAAACUGGUAAUCAUAGCCGGCAUUGUGGCAGGUUCACUAUUGAUUCUCUUGGUGAUUGGUUUGUGUAUAUAUUUAAGCUGUAUGAAGAGGAAGAAAGCAGCAGGGGCCUCGAGCUUGUUUGUAGUUCACCCUAGGGAUCCAUAUGACCCCGAACGUAAUUUGAAGAUUGCAGUCGCAAGUAACUAUACUGGGACACUUUCCAACACUUCAUUGAGUAGUGGUACAACCGAAGGCUCUCGCACGAUGGACUCUGGAGGCAUGGUGUUAUCGGUCCAAGUUCUUAAGAAGGUGACCAAUGACUUUGACCCAGAGAAUGAGCUUGGCCGCGGAGGAUUUGGAACAGUCUAUAAAGGUCAACUAGAAGAUGGGACGAUGAUCGCUGUCAAGAGAAUGGAGGCUGGUGUUGUCAACAGCAAAGCACUUGGUGAGUUCGAAGCUGAGAUAGCUGUUCUUUCUAAAGCUCGCCAUCGCCAUUUAGUCUCGCUUUUGGGGUAUGCUAUCGAAGGAUGCGAGAGGCUACUUGUGUAUGAGUAUAUGUCUCAGGGUGCUCUGAGUAGACAUCUUUUUCAAUGGAAGAAGUUUAACUUGGAUCCUCUUUCUUGGACGAGAAGAUUGAGCAUUGCCCUUGAUGUUGCUAGAGGAAUGGAGUACCUUCAUAGCAUGGCUAGGGAGACAUUUAUUCAUCGAGAUCUCAAGUCGUCCAACAUUCUUCUGGGGGAGGAUUUUCGUGCUAAGGUCUCGGAUUUUGGGUUGGUGAAGCUUGCUCAGAAUGGACAUGAUUCUGUUGCUACUAAGCUCGCUGGCACGUUUGGAUAUCUUGCUCCUGAAUAUGCUGUAACUGGAAAAAUCACAACAAAAUCCGACGUGUUCAGCUAUGGAGUGGUGCUGAUGGAGCUCCUGACGGGGCUAACAGCGCUGAACGACGAGCGUGCUGAGGAAACCCGGUACCUGCCAGACUGGUUUCACCACAUCAGAUCAGACCGAGACAAGAUGAUGAACGCCAUCGACACAUCGCUCGAGAAGACGGAAGAAACAAUCGAGAGCAUAGCGAUCGUCGUCGAGCUGGCAGGCCACUGUGCUGCGAGAGAGCCUAGCCAGAGGCCCGACAUGAGUCACGCGGUGAAUGUUCUUGCACCGCUGGUGGAGAAAUGGAAGCCAGCCGAGGACAUCUCUCAGAACUUCGCGGGCAUGGAUCUCCAUGCUCCCCUGAUGCAGAUACUGAAAGUUUGGCAUGAUAAAGGCACGACGAACUCCUCGGACGCUUCUUCAACUUCGGUGAGUUAUGGUGGUGAUAGCAAGAGCAGCCACUCGGCUGGUGCUACUUGGUGUCCUGACUCCUUCAAUUCUGGUAAUUGUCGAUAA